AUGCGACGGAAGUCAGAUGCACCCGCAGUCACUUAUGCAACGUAUCGAGGUUCUUCAAGGAUUAGGCAGCUAAUGAAGAAUCAAUCAGAAAUGACUGGAAAAGGACAAGAAAGUACUGAGAACAUAAAUGAUACAAUGGUCAAAGAAAAUGGAGAAAUCCAAAUAACUCACUCUUUGAAAUCAGGACACCUAAUAGAAGAAAAUGCGGAAGAUGAGGGUAAAGAUUGCAAAGAUGAUGCCAUAGUAAAUUCUUCUGCAGUUAGAAUGGGAAACAAACAGUCUGGUAAAGCUCAGCAUUGCCUGGGUAGCAGUAAACAUGAAAUCACUGCAAAGGCCACAACUUCAACCACUGAAUCAUGUCAUGAGCUAGACUUAAGACACACCCCUGCUUUAGCUGCAACAAAAGUUAAAAGGACGUAUUCACUAGAUUCAUUCUUGACAUUUAGUAGUAGAAACAGUGAGAUCUUAGCCAAUUCCACUUCCCAGACUGCUCAUUCUCUUAAAGUGAGUUCUGCAAAUGAUUUGGUUGGAAAAGAAGAUGGACUGCUAGGAGAAGCAGAAGCUCUGUUUGAGACAGAUAGAAAUGCCACUUCUAACUUUGAUAAAGAAAAUGACUGUAGUAAAGCAGCUAAUAAGGAGUCCCCGAAAGACAUACAGGAUGAUUAUUUACAUUCACCCAAGUCAAAAAGUAAGACAGUUAAUGAAGAACUGCAGGUGAGUAAGGGAGAAUUUUGCUGUAAUCAUCAAAUGGAUAAUAACUCGGAGCGAACUUUGGAUGUCCAGAUGCUUCAUUUCAGUACCACUACAUUUCAGCAGCAAGCAGAUCAGCAUAUUGGUAGUGCAAAUAAAGAUAGUAAUCCAAGAAAAAGUGAUACGCAGAAAAACGUGGCAGCUGUAGAAACAGAGCAAAAUCUGCAGAAUUUUCCUGCUACUGUUCUCUUUCCUUUUAAUGAACAAAUACCCACUUCACUUAGCAUGGAAUCCAGAAGGGAAAAAUGCAUGACCACAGGUAAUCUGACUGCUUCAGUGUCAUCUAUUGGACAUGAUGAAGAUAGAGUCAUGGACAGGGCGACAUGUAAUGGAGAACUGAAUGAGUUAAGGAAACCAGUGCAUGUACAAAAUGGUCACAAGUUAAUCCAUGUGGAGAAUUCUAAGGAUGCUGCCACACAGCAGACUGGUUUACCUUGUCUAGAAACUGAGGGUGUGGAAACAAUGAAGGUUUUAUCUGAGGCUGCAGUGCAAAACCUUGCCAAUGCAUCAUGCAUACAUGGGGGUGAAGGUGUGAACUGUGAUGAGCUGACAGCACUUCUCUCUGCAACUUAUGAAUCUUCUUUUGAAACUGGAGGCUGUUGCUCAGCUUCUCUUCAUCCUAGUUGCAAGUUCAGGAAUAAAACUACAGGGAAAAAAGAAGUCGGUUUAAAAGAUGUCAGAGAGAUUCUUUCUCAUCCUGAUCUUGAGUAUGAGAAGAGCAAAUCAUUAGAGCCUGUAGAUGUGAGCCUCUCAAAAAACUCUAUUUCUCUCCACAACCAUGGUUCUGUUUCUCUUGAAACUGUUCAAGACAUCCCUGACAAGACAGUUAUACUCACAGAGGGUAACACUGCACCUUGCCCUUUAAUCACCAUGAGAAGGACAGAUGGUCAUACUCCUGCUGCUUAUAAAACCGAUAAGACUGGAUAUGCUGUGGGACAGGUGAUUCUUGGUAACAGUGCUGCUGCUAUCUCAGAAGCCCCUUCUGUCAUGGAUAGUCAAACAGCUGCUGUACCUGCAGAGUCAAAUGGGCUCUGUUCUGAUGAGCAAUGGGAACAUACCGAUGUGAAGGGACAAGAUUGUGCUACAUUGCAAGAUGCUGCUAUUUUGUUUAAGAAAGCUGAAGAAAUAGUGAAAUCCGUUUUAAAUUUGGCUGCAGAAGAAAUAAUAGCAAAAGAAGCCAUUGAUGUCUGCCAGCUUUUUGGGAGCAAGGAUAAUUUAAUAAAUACAGAUAUUCUAAAUGAUCAGAAAGCUGUAACUGUACAGCUGGAAGCAGAAGAAAUCCAGUCAGCCGUGCAGUCAUUAAAAGAUUUUAAUGAGAGCAGUGGAGGAGGCUCAUCUUCUGUUACAGGAAAUGAAAGAGUGGAUACAAAUAAUCAAGAUGAAAAGACACUAUCUUGCAUCCCUGAUAAAAUUGACCUACAUAGUGCAUUAGCACUAAAAGCAAAAGAAACAGUUAAUGAAGUAAUUAACUCGGCCAUACAAAAAUUGGCAUCCAACCAGUGGCAAGGCACUGAGAGUGAAAGGUUGCCUGAAAAGGCUGAACCUAAACCUAAGCCUAAAAUGCCAAAGACAUUGAAUCUUGAUGUGAAGUUACCUGCCAAAAUGCAGGAACCAAUAGAGAUGAAGGAAACUCAGAGUGUAACUGUGAACUGUGAAAAGGCAGAUUGUUCAGGUCCUCAUUUGCUUCCAAAUACUAUUGAAAAUGGCAUAGAUUUGCCCAAAAGAGAUGAAAAGAUACCAAAUAAUGCAAUUAGUUGUCAUACAAAUGGAUUUCUACCCACUGGUAGUUCUGCAAGGCCAGAAUCAGAUCUUAUGACACCUGCAAACGAGAGGCACCAUAGAAAGGUGUGUGAACAUCUGGCUGCAGCAGAAAUGUGUGGCAAACCUGGAGUAUCAGCAACAAGUAGAAAAUCUGAUGGAUCUUUACAUUUUGUACAUAGAGAUGGUACCAUGACUGAAGAAAUUCUACUGUCAUCGCACUUUAAAGGUUCAUGCAAUACUACAAAUACGCGAGAGAGCACAUUGCUGCCAGCUGCAAAUGUUAAUUUGUCAUCUUUCAUGGCUGAUGAAGGUAUUGGCAUGCAGAAUGAAUCCAAAGAGAAAAGCAGUCCUCAGGGCUCUCUGGAAGGCAGUGUAGGGGACAGUCCAUAUGAAUGCUGUGGAAGAGAGACUGCAGAAGUACUACCUGCACAAGUAAGAGCAGCUUUAGAAGAUUCAAAGGCAGUAGAGGGUAAAGAGGAACUAGCAGAAGGGGCAAGUGAGAGAGCAGAGGUUAAUAUUGGGUUAGAUACACAGAUCAUUGUACCUGAAUUGUCUGUUAGUGGAAAGAACAGUGAAGGGAAACACUGCUUCAACACAGUCUUUGCCCAAAAUAAUGGGAAUCUGAAGCAGGCACAAAUGAAGGAUCAAGACAUGGAGAGAAAUGAUCAGCUUGAAGAAAAUGGUCUGGACUGCAGCCAUGACAUGAAGGAAUCAACAGAAUGUUUGGCCUCUUCUCCGCUAAUUGAACAGUGGGAAAACAGUUCCUUUACUAUCAUUUAUGAAGGUGCUCUUCAAACUGAGAACAAAUCUGUCUCAACUGCUGAUGAUGUGCAAAUUGGUUUGCUUUCUUCUUCUGAUUUGCCUUCAGAUACUAUAGAUCAUCUAAUGUGUGAAAGAGCAAAGAAUAAGCACGAGUCAACCUGUCUUUCUGGGAAAGAUAGCAAGUUGAAUGAAACAACAGAUAGCCGUAGCUUGGAGUCAUUUCUGAGUGUGGAGGCCAAGCGUUACAGAGUAUAUCCUUUCUCUUUGUCUCCCAUAUAUGAAGAUGACAGCUCCCAGGAAGACUUACUUUCCACAGAUGUGUCACCGGAAAGCCGUCCUGGUGGAAUAUCGAAAAAUAAUUCUGACCACGCUUCUGUUCUUUCCCUUCUCCAGUCAGUUUCUGAGCGCUUACAGUUUACUGCUCGAUAUGAGGAGGAGGAGGAGGAGCAGGAGGAGGACGCAAUAGAGGUCGAGGAAGAAUCAUCAUCAUAUGAGGAAAAUAUGCUUGAUGUUGAGAGAGAUGAUGACUAUCUUUCCAGCCAGUGGAGAGGCAGUUUAAAAACGUCAAAUGACCAAAAUAGAGCUUUGCUCUCUGAACAAUCAUUUCCUCUUUCAAAAGAACAAUUUGACUUGCAGGAACAGCCGGAACAGUUUCCAGAUGUUGCUUUUCCCAGUCAAACACCUUGUAAACCAGUUUCAGAGAAGCCUGAUGCUACUCUAACACAUCCUCCUACGAGUGUGUACUACCAGUAUUUGAAAUCUGCCAGCAAUUGCCCUUCUGAGAAGGGGACCAGGUUUGGAAGCAUUCUCCAGGAUAUGUUGCAGCCAAAGAUUCACUGGUCUCAAGACAACGCCAUGCCAAAACUGGGAGAAUUGUCAGCGAACCUCAUUGACAGGGCAAGUCUCAAAUACAAUCCAAGACCAGGAAAGAUUCUUAUUUAUGAUAUUUAUGGCAACAAAACUAAAGAAGUUCAUUCUGAUGUGCUAGAUACCUCAUCAUGGAUUUUUCCCAUUGGAACAUUACUUAGGAUAAUUAGAGGAUGUUGGAUUUUUUAUGAGAAACCGAAGUUCCAGGGUCGAAAAUAUGUACUAGAAGAAGGAGAGGCUGUACUGGAUCACCUUUGGGAUGUCCCAGGCAUGAAACAUCAUUCAAGAAACCUCACAGUUGGUUCGAUCAAACAUGUAACAAAGGACUGUGGCAUUCCAGAGGCAGAGUUUUGCCUGGCUGCUGGUAGCACAGAGGGACUUCCUAUCCGCAUACAGGGUGCAGUGGCCAAUUUAGAAGAACUGGAUGUUGAGAAAAACCCUUAUGUAAGAGUCAAAUCAGGAGUAUGGCUUGCUUAUUCAGACUUGAACUACAAGGGAGAGAUGACAGUUUUGGAAGAAUGUAGUUCACCAUCUGAAAUUCCUUCAGCAGAUGUAAAAUCUCUGCGGCCCUUAAAAAUGGGUGGACUAAAGGUACAAAUGCCAAUGAAUGUUAAGGUAAUAAUAUAUGAGAAAAGCAACUUUGGAGGAUGGUCCAAAGAGUUUUCAGAAAACAUCACUUCUGUCCCAGCGUUGUUUGGUAGUGAAGAGGAGUUUCAGGAAAUCGGAUCAAUACGUGUAAUUGGUGGAGUAUGGGUUGCCUAUGAUCAGGAACGCUACAAAGGCUGUCAGUACUUGCUGGAAGAGGGAGAUUAUGAAGACAGACACUCAUGGGGGGGAACUGACAGUGUCCUCCUGUCUUUCCGGUUCCUUCAGGCUGAUUUCAUAGAGUCAUCAGUGGCACUUUAUCAGUCUGAUGAUGAAGAUGGGAAAGCAUUAGACAUCGUCAAUGAAGAAAUCCCUGAUUUGGAGCAGGCUGGAUUUGGCCCAGAGACAAGGUCGAUUCUUGUGAGAAGUGGAGUGUGGGUUGCAUAUCAGCAGAAAUAUUUCUGUGGAGAACAAUAUGUAUUGGAGAAAGGAAAAUAUAAAUGUUUCUUUGACUGGGGAGGAUCUAGUAAAAUCAUCAUGUCAAUUCGACCUGUUAAGCUGGAGCCACUUGGAAUGAAUGAACCUCCACAUUUGCUCAAAGCUUUCAGUAAUACACAUUUCCAAGGAGCAUGUAUAGAUUUCACAGCAGAAGUUUCUGAUUUUACAUCAUUCAUACCAUGUUCUUUUAAGGUUCUUCGGGGAUGUUGGCUCCUGUAUUACAAAGGGGAAAUCACUGACAAUCACUGCGUGCUGGAAGAAGGCCUGUAUGUUGACCUCAGUUCCUGUGGCUGCUCAACUGCUACAAUCAAGUCCCUCAAGCCUAUUCAAUAUGUUUUUGCUGAGCCUUCCAUCAGUCUGUUCAGUCUGGAAUGCUGCAAGGGCAGAGAGCUGCACUUCAGUGAACCCAUCAAUUCUGUUUUGAAUGAGAACCUUCAUUUUUGCACUAAGUCUGUGUGGGUGAGAAGUGGAUUGUGGAUUGCAUACGAGGGAUGUAAUUUUUUAGGAAAGCAGAUUCUGCUGGAGCCCGGUGAGAUUUCAAACUGGAAUGAACACAGUGGCUGGAAACUAAUUGGCUCCCUUCGUCCCAUGAAGCAGCCAGCAGUGUACCUCAGAGUGAAGAACCGAGCCCAGGGGAAGUACCUGACAGUGGCUGGAAGCCUGGCAGAUGUAAGGGCGACGUCAGUGUGCGCGUCCCCAUACAACAGCAAGAACACCCAGGUCUGGCACUACUCUCGUGGGCUCUUCAAGUCCAAGGCUAACAAUGCCUGUCUGGAUGUCAUUGGUGGCAGAGAUGUUCCUGGGGCCAAAGUUGCACUCUGGGCAGAACAUGGGAAGGACAGGCAAAAGUGGAGACUCAAUGAGGAUGGAACCAUCAGUUCAUACCUGAGUGAACAACUGGUGCUUGAUAUUAAAGGAGGAAAUUAUUAUGACAAGAAUCACAUCAUUAUGAAUCAGCCAAUAGAAGACAAACCUUCACAAAAAUGGGAUAUUGAAAUAUUGUGAGUAAAACCCACCCCGCAGGUAGGCCUUGUGUGGGCUGUUAAC
Acanthisitta chloris (rifleman) is the source of this 6270-nucleotide messenger RNA. It is a transcript of the gene CRYBG3, whose product is annotated as beta-gamma crystallin domain containing 3. Gene Ontology annotation, molecular function: structural constituent of eye lens. The record is from RefSeq and is a predicted model, not a curated record. Gene Ontology annotation, biological process: lens development in camera-type eye; visual perception. NCBI's taxonomy places the organism in Eukaryota, Metazoa, Chordata, Aves, Passeriformes, Acanthisittidae. Bases 1 to 6228 code for a protein of 2075 amino acids. The transcript has 20 exons.